This is a messenger RNA of Monoraphidium neglectum, 1104 nucleotides long. RefSeq lists its product as hypothetical. The coding region runs from base 1 to 1104 and encodes 367 amino acids. Gene Ontology annotation, biological process: hexose biosynthetic process. Lineage: Eukaryota; Viridiplantae; Chlorophyta; Chlorophyceae; Sphaeropleales; Selenastraceae. The record is from RefSeq and is a predicted model, not a curated record. The transcript is spliced from 7 exons. Gene Ontology annotation, molecular function: N-acetylgalactosamine 4-sulfate 6-O-sulfotransferase activity.
AUGCGGCCAGCAGGGCCCCGAGCUGUCGUGAGCGCCCUGGAGCCGGAACUGCUCUCCGCUGUCGGCACCUUCGACCCUGCUUACGCCAGCCCCUGCUGGCAGCGAGAGGGCCACAGUCUGGGCUGCCUCCCAGCAUUCUACAUCCUGUCGCCCCAUCAAGCGGGCGGCAAGAGCCUCUACGCAGCAAUCACAGGCCACCCGCAAGUUGUGUCGGCUCACAAUCCCCACACACAGUUCUGGAGUGGCGAGCACAUGACCAUGCCCGAGUACGCGGCCGCCUUUGACGCGUCCGCAGCCAGGGCUGCCGCCGAUCCCCGGCUGCUGAUCGGUGACGCCAGCGAGCAGACGCUCACCUACUACUACGCGCAAAACAUGCGCGGCCACCGCCGCUGGAGCGCGGUCGUGCCGGCCUGCUUCGACGGCUGCGCACGGAACCACACAGACCAGGCGGCGCCGGCGUUCGUUGAGUGCGCGGAGGAGUGCUGGCGGCGCGGCGAGCGGGCGCAUGCAGAGCACGCGCGCGCCGUCGGCGCCCCGGGCCGCGAGGCCCUGAAGGUGCCUCUGAUGAUGCGCGCCGCCUACAAGGCGUCCCCGCCGCGGCUCGUGGUGCUGCUGCGUGAACCCACGGAGCGGCUGCACAGCGCCUUCUACGAGUACGGGCAGUACAGGGACAGGUAUGGGGACUCCCCAGAGGGCGAGAUCAAGUUUGUGGAGGACCAGGUUGGGGCGCUGGAGCGCUGCGCCAGGAAGCAGAUCACGAAAGACAGGGGCAAAGCCGGCGCCAGGCAGAGCGACGGUGACGGCGCCGGCGGGCCGAUGCUGCCGGCGGAGCGGCGCUGCGCUCUCGUGUUCGAGUCGCUGGGAUACGAGGAGGAGCGCGUUUUCUUCCACUGUGAUCAGGUGUUGCGGGGCCUCUACGCGCUCUACCUAGAGCAGUGGCUGGCCCUCUGGCCACGCGACAGGGUGCUGCUGCUGCUCUCAGAGGACUGGUUCCAACGGCCCAGGCAGACGCUGGCCCGCGUGACCUCCUUCCUCGGACUGCCCGGGGAUGUGGCGGCGGACGACGCGCUCUGGCGGCGGCUGAGGGCGGCGGAGGUGAUUUGA